AAACAUUUCCCUUUUUUAAAAAAAAAAAAGAAUGUAGACGAUCCGAUGUCAAGCAUUAAGCAUUUACGGCUACCGUAACCAACUUUUUGUGUAGGCUAAGCAAGGUGAGUCAUUAACAUUUCUGAUAAGAAACGUAUUGAAAAAGCUAAUGAUAAUUCGCAUCACACUCAGUUUAAAUUUUAAUGGGCUAUUGAAUAUUGGUAUCGAGCGCCUAGUCCAAGCCCGCAUAAUAAUACUGUAAAUAUAAUUAUAAAUAUAAUUCAGCGAUGUUAAUUCCGUCAUUCGGUGAGAUUUAAAAAAAGAAACCCAUUUUCACUGGAUGUCUGGUUGUAAAAUGUAAAAAAAACAAAAAACAAACAAACAAACAAUACCAUGCUAUAUACCAUGCUAUAUACUAUAUGACAUAUGCCCUAGUGUCAACUAGUGACACUGUGUAGUACAGACAGUUCUCGAUUUUCAAAUGAUCGACUUACGGCUACGGACGAACAUUCUCACUUUAUUAAUUUAACGGACGAACAUUCUCACUUUAUUAAUUUAACGUAGGGUACAUAGACAAAGACACAGCAGGCCUAUCACAAAGAUUUUUAAUUUUUAGCAAAAAAACUCUUACUUUCUACUGAGACUGAGACUAUUUUAUUUGGACCUCACCAGGGGUCAGUCAAGUUCUAGACCUGGGGAAAAAAAGUGACGAUACCCACCAAAGAUACACCCUCCCAAAAUGAACAUGUAGGCCUAUUUAUUACAAACUAAAUAAAAUAUUUUUAAAAAUUUAAAAAGUAAGUAUCUAUUGGUAGUUACUUUUUAAAUUUUUUUAACUACCGAUAGCUUCAAGUAAGGGCAGGGAGCUAAUUGUAGUAAACUGCCAAUAACUCCUAGAGAACUAUUGGUAGUCCAGCCAAUCAAAUCAAAAUAAAAUCUAAGCUUUAAAAAUCUGCUUCCAAUGAGGCUGGCGAAGUAUUGCCCCGUUAAUUUAUUACUAGUUUGUACUAGUGACUAGUGACAACACCUCGGCACUAAUUAUAAAAUCUACGGCAGUAGUUUUAACACUAUUUGCUGUAGCUUUCCCCAUGCUCAGAUUUGGCUAUAUUAUAGAUUGAGGGAAGGAGAUUAUCGUCUGAAAAUUUUUUACCCAGCUUCUUCUUUGUCAAGGCCAAAGUAAGAUGUGCAGUAAAAAUAAAAUCCAGCUGUAAACAUUUUGUGUGCUAAUUAUUAUGAUUAAAAUUAUAAAUUAAAAUACAGGCCUAAAUAAUGACCAUAAGAAUAAGAAGUUUUACUGCAUACAAACUGGCAUAUUAAAAACAAAAUAUUGUUUCUUUAGUUAAAUGAAACUGUAGGCUAUAAACUAUAAUAACAUGAUCAGGCUUAGCUAUGAUAAAAUAAGCUUAGGCCAAUCAUUUUCAGGAACAUGGUCACAUGAACCAACACCCCCCUGCUUUUUAUUUUCUGUUGUUGAGAGAAAUGUCUACUGAGUGCAGUGGCGUAGCGAGGGUGUUUGGCGCCCGGGGACAAGAUUCGAGCCCGGGGACAAGAUCCAUUUUAGCGCCCCUUUUUCUUUUUUUCAACUCUCAAACCCAUUAUUUUCAUCAAUAAAAUAAUAUUAAAGCACAUUUUCGCGCCCCUAACUAGCUGGCGCCCAGGGACAUCUGUCCCCCCCUGCCCCCACCACGCUACGCCUCUGACUGAGUGUUAUUUACAUAAAUGAGACCUCAUUAACUUAUAAAGGCAUCAAUAUUUUUUAAGUACAAUUAAACAAUUUCAUUGGGUAUAUUGUGCAACUAUAACACAAAUAAAUGAAUUUAAUGUCUAGGAAUCACUAUUUACAAUUUAUUUUUUAAUGCUAUGCAGGGUAUGCAGAUUCAAUGCUUUAAACUGCACAUAACUUUGAUGAAAACAUAAACAGUGAUACAUAAAUAAAAUAAAAUAUAUACAAAGAAAGAAAAAUAAAUAAAUGUAUUAUAAUUAUGUCUUGAAAAUCCAAUUGGAGUGAAUUUAUGAGACUAAACACAAACAAUAAAUUUUGUUGGCACAUGUUUUUUUUUUGUGCCAACAUAUCAUACAUACUUAAGAGUGAUUUCAGUUUUCAGUGUUGUAAUAAAAAAUAAAUUGUGACUACCAAUAAUUAUUGCACUACAUCAAUAUAUAUAUAUAUCACCAAUUGGUAUUUUUUUUUAUAGUAAACUACCAACAGCUUCUUAGCUUCUCUCUAGGAGCUAUUGGUAGUUUACUACAAAUAGCUCCCUAUAAGCUAUGGUAAGCCAAAGCUUAAAAAAAAGACAGGAACACCAUUCUUAGGCAGCAUUCCUGCAGGACUGAUCCCUUGGCUUGACUAGUGACAAUUUUUUAUGUAAAAGUAAAUGCUAACAUAGUAAAGGGUAGCAUUGUUUGUAUACUAUGUCUAUGUAGGCCUAUGCCUAUACUACUAUACUAUGCCGCAUGAAAAGUAAAAGACUAAUAAAAAUAGGUUCUUUGAUUGAAAAUUUCAACAUAGUCACGUUUCCACAAAGUUGCUCACCAUUUAAAUUUAGGCAUUUUAUUUGGCUAUAGUAUAAUCUUUCCUAAUACUAGUACACCAAUAUCAUCUCUCUAUCAUUUAAAGAAGUAGAUUUAUGAGUUUUUAGUGAAUUUUAUGUCACUACAACCUUAGUACCAUGCAUUUUACUGAAAAAAGCAAAUUUCAUACCAUUUAGCCUAGCAAUCUGAAUUACAUAUUUAUUCUUCAAAUUUCAAGACAUUCCAUUAUUAACAUUUUUCUUUAUUCAAAAUGUAUUUUUUGGUUGGAAAUUGAAUUUUCAUACUAUAAUAGUAUUUAUUUUUAUUAGAACUAAAGCAUAAAACAAUGUAUAAAAAUUUCUCCUAUUUUCACAUGUUAACGUUAACUAUUAAACAUUGGAAAGCCGCUGCUACUAUAGUAGCCUACAAGUAGGCUAAAUUAAAGCAGUAUGUAUCAUUCCGCCCCGUAAGAUUUACCUGACGAAAUGAUUUCAAAAGAAAUUUGUGUUAGCUAAAUUUAAUUUAACUUCUAUUUGAAAGUUAACAAAUCAUAAUUUUAGGUUUAGAGGCAAUAAUAGAUCAUUUGGACAUUAAACUUUGCAAAUGCAUGGUCAUGUAAAAAAAAAUAUUAUAAUGGUUUAAAACUUCAGUUUUUUUUUGUUUAAUUUGCUUUUAAAAAAUAUAUUAUCAAGUCCUCUUCUUAAAUAAAUUUUGUUUUAUCGGAUUACAAUAACAAUUUAAUUGAAUUCUGAAAAAAAAUUAAUGGUUAUGAUUAAUGAAUUUUUUUUUUCAGAUUAGGUUUUUAGAAUAUUGUAUUUUAGCUGAUCAGGAUGCCCAAUUGUUCAAGGGCAAUGAGAGGACACCAAACAAUGAGUAUCAGAAUAUAUGGGUAAGUUCAUUCACCGCUUUUAUUAUAUAGCAAGUUUCUUUUGCAUAGUGGUUGUGAAGGGAGAUAUAGUAUAACAUUUAAUCUUAAAUUUAGAACUAUUUGCUCUUAUAAACUUAUAUUUCUCAAUUUUUUUUUAAUAUACCUCAUAUUUAGGCAAUGUUUCAUCCUUUAACACCAACCAGUCAGCUAUGGAAGAUCCGCCUAAAAAGAAAAUACACAAAGGGGAGUCAUCAACGCAUGCAGAUGCAGGCUCUGAGAUGAUUGAUGACUCAAAAGCUUUUGUGGAGCGUUUUUCAAUUCUUUUUAAUAGCUCCUGCUUCAGUGAUAUUCGUUUAAGGGUCGGGGAUCAGAGUUUCUAUGGACAUAAGUUUAUCCUAGCUUCAGCAAGUAAGGUCUUUGAGUAAGUAAAUCAACUGUUUAAGAGUGAUGUAUUCUUGUUCUCAAUUGGUAUGACAUAUUUUGUUAAAGCUAUGGUCGUUAACUUAUUAAAAAUAACGUUUAUAAUUUUGAAAACAUCUCAUAAUUGAUUUAAAACAAUUUCACAUUGUCAUUUAUUUUCUGUAAGCAAAAGUAACAAAAUGUGAAAUAUUUAAUUUUACACCCGUGUUGCACUCAGGAAAACUUAUGUUUGAAAAAAAAUUUUAAAAUGUUGAUAAAGUUUCUUUAAAAAGAUUUAAUUUCAAGUAAAAUGUUACUUUUCAUGCAGUAUUUACAAAUAUUUAAUUUAGUAAUCUGGUUUUUUAUACAAUUUUCAGAGCCAUGUUUGGAGAUUCAUCUGCCUGGGAAGAAAGUCGUCAGCAAGAAAUUAGACUGAUUGAAGAAGAGGCUUGCCAGGCCGUGUUUUACGACUUUCUUAGGUGUGAUAUAUAAACUUAAAAUUUUGUUUAAGGAAAUAUGAAAAUCAUUGUUUCCUAAAUGGCCCAGUGAGCAAAAAUACAAGUUCGCGGAAUUAGUCUUGAAAACCUUGCUGUUUUUGUUUUGGGUUUUAUUGUUUUGUUUAAACCCUAAAAUAACAUUUUGGGAGAUAAGAGGUGGUUUAGUUUAUCAUUAGAAGACAAUUAUGACACAGGAAAAUGGGGAUACUAUGCUACUGAAGCCACACCUCCUUAAACAAAGGUAUUGUGCUUGGGAGAGUAGUUAAGCAAUCGGAAAUUGAUUUGCUAGUAAAACGUUUAUCCAGCCACUUUUGAAAAUGUGGAAGCAAAAGGCUCCACAAAUUAGGCAGAUGUGUAAGGGGAGAAAUUAGGGGCAAAUGUGAUCUUGGAUCUGAGAAUAAAAAUAUAAUUUUUUUUUCCAAACCAGCAGUUUUUAAUAAGCUAUAACAGCUAUCACAAAUGUCAUAAAUAAAUCUUUUACCAGGUUUCUGUUUGAUUACUUUAAAUUUUGUAAAAAUAAAUAUUUUUUUUUAAAAAGAUCGAUGUAUAAACUCUAUUUGAACAUUCAAAUCUGUUUUAAGCGAUAAAAAUUUGAGUGAGUCACAAAAGAGAGUUAAAAAAAAAGUCAAACAAAAAAUGUUUGGGAACACUGAUGUUAAGUAUUCUAAAUUUUCAAUGUAGAUUUAUUAUGAAAUUUCGGUGUUCAUUUAUUUAUUACUUUUGUUUUUAAAAGAUCACUAUUUUAAAUUUUGUAUCUCAAUCAAAUCUCUAAGAUCAUCAAAGCAUUUUAUGUCACAUUAAAAAAAAUAAAACCUAAAAUUUUUAAACUAAACAUUAUGAAAACUGAAAGUUUUACAUAAAGGGGCUGCACCGGAGGAUUCCUCAGCAAAACCUGUGGCGGACAAUUGAACUUUAAGUGCUGCUGAAGACAAAUAUAAAAAAUUGUCUAGUUUCUAAGGAUUGGCCUUUUAAAAGCUUCACUGCCAUAUUCGUUUUAAAACAUUAAAAUUCACUGCAGUUUGAAUGGACAGUAGCCUAGCUCAGUGUUAUUUUUAAGUGGGAGCAUAACCAUAUAUAUAACUCUUUAUCCACUUUAUUUACACACACACACAUACACACACAUAUAUAUAUAUAUAUAUAUAUAUAUAUAUAUAUAUAUAUAUAAUUUUAUUUUUAUUUUUUACCAAAAAAAAUUGUCUUUUAUUUUGUUAAAAGUUAAAAAUUCACAUACACACACAUAUAUAUAUAUAUAUAUAUAUAUAUAUAUAUAUAUAUAUAUAAUUUUAUUUUUAUUUUUUACCAAAAAAAAUUGUCUUUUAUUUUGUUAAAAGUUAAAAAUGUGCUUGGUCCAUUAAAUCUUUUUCUUUAAUUUGUAUAGGUAUUUCUACUCUGCAAGUAUUAACAUGACCACCGACAAAGCCCUGCCCCUACUACUCCUGGCUGAUAAGUACAAUGUCCAAUCACUCCGUAAUGCCUGUGUGGAUUAUAUGAUGAAGCAUAUUGAAGAACUGCCAGACAAAAAUAAGACUCUCACUUGGUAACCAAAUUUCGAUUUCUUGUUCUUUAAUUAGGAACAAAAUUUUGUACUGAAUUAUUUUAUUAAAUUCUGGUUCUCUAAUUCCAUGCCUUUUCAAAAAAAUGUUUUAAUAAUAUAAAUAUAAAGUUAUUUUUUUAAAAAUCUUAACAGAAAUUAAACUCUGGACUUAUCCUAUCUAUAGGUUCUAACAUUUUUUAAACUCUACUUGGGGGUAAAAAAACUGAAGCAUAAGAAGCAUCCCUUUGUUUUCUGUUUGUUCAUUUAAAAACAGACUAAUAAACAAUAGCUGCAUUUCUAACAUUCAUCCCAUACAUUUUUAAAAAAUCUAUUUUAUUUUACUAACGUGUUAUCUGAACAACCCUUGGCUGUCGGCUGGUAAUUUGAGGCUAACUCGAUUCAAGUUUAAUACUGAAUGAUAAUUUCUGCUACCAGACUUGGUAUUAUGGGGGUCUUUGUACUCGGGUCUUGACAGGUAAUUGUACGCGCAAACUGCUCCUAAAAUUGGUCCCCAUCCAUUUACUUUGUACUUUACACCCCCCAACCCUUUCACCCGCAGGUAUCAUUAUUCAAAGCUCACAGGUCCUGAAAAACUGAGAGACACCUGCAAAAACUUCAUCGUUUCCAAUUUCAAUGUUAUCCUGGACGCUCCUGAUUGGGUGGAGAUGGAGAGGGAGGAGCUUGUGGACUUCAUCGGCAUGUCAGAGCUGUGUGUGGAAUCAGAGAAAAAGCUGUGGGAGAAGGUCUGUUGUAUUUUAAUGAAGUUUUUAUCAUCAUCAUCAUCAGUGGCAUCAUGUAGGGCCCUGGCCUGCUCCACCACAUCCUUCCACUCGGAGCGAUCCAUGGCUUUCUGUCUCCAUGCUCGAACCCCCAACUGGUGUAAAUCUGUCUUCACAUCAUCAAUCCACCUCAUCCUUGGGUUGGGCGACCGGUGAGUCGUCUGCCCCUAGGAUUUUGCCUGUAUAUAAUUUUGGCUGCUCUGCAUUCCGGCAUCCUUCCAACAUGACCUGCCCAGCGUGUUCUGCCUUUUUUUAUCAUUAUGACUAUGGGUGGUUCUUUGUACAAAUAGUAAAGUUCUUGGUUUGUGCGUAUUCUCCAGAUAUCAUUUUCUAUCACUGGUCCGUAUAUUUGCGGAGGAUUUUCCUCUCCCAUGUGUUGAGCAGGUUCUCUGCUUUUCUGGUGAGGGUCCAGGUCUCACUAGCGUAAGUUACUACAGGUCUUAUGAUAGUGGUGUAAAUUGUCUUCUUUGUUCCCCUUGAGAGGUUUUUAUUUCCAAGUAGCUUUUGUAAACUGAAAUAGUAACGGUUGCCUGCUGUUAUCCUUUCUUUCACUCCUGACAUUAUCUCAUUGUGCUGAUUUAUAGUUGGACCUAGAUAUUUGAAUGCAGCCACUCCCUCUUAGAUGUUAUUAUCAGCGUGGGAGUUUCUUGACAUUAUCAUAUAUUUUGUCUUCGGUUCAUUUAUAUCAAGGCCAGCUUUGACAGAGGCAUUUUCAAGUUUCCUGAAUGCUUUAAUUAUGUCAUUACGACUUCUACCCAGUAGUAGCAUAUGCCAGGUACUGCAAUGGUUGGCUAUAUAAGGUUCCUGAUGGUUGUUGUUCUGUAGUAUCUCUCUGGAAGUAGUUUGAUAUGGUUCCACUAGUGCUAAUGUGAAUGCUUCUAAUAAAUUUUUCUAGCAUGAUGUUAAACAGGAUACAUGAUAGUGAGUCUCCUUGUCUGAGGCCCCAAUUAACUAGGAACUCCCUAGAGUAUUCUCCCUGUACCUUGAUUCUUCUUUUGGAGUUGGCCAUUGUCAUAUGUAUGACUCGAGUAAGCUUGUUACGGACUCCCAAGUUCUUGUAGAGCAUUGUAUAAGUAAUUCCUGUUUACACUAUCGUAUGCUGUUUUGUAAUCCACAUAUAGUUGGUGUAUGUCGAUGUUAUAUUCGUAGCAUUUCUCUAGGAGACAUCUUAGAGUAAAAAUAUGAUCCGUUGUUGACCUAUUCUGCCGGAAUCAACAUUGAUUAAUCCCCUAGGAUCUGUUCACUACACUUUUCCAAUUUUCUUGCUAUAAGUUUUGUGAGGAUUUUGUACAUUACAUUAAGAAGGGAGUUACCUCUAUAGUUUGAGCAGAUCAACUUAGAUCCCUUUUUGUGGAUUGGGAUUAUGAGUGCCGUGUCCCAUUCAGUUGGCAUUUCUUCCUCCUGCCAGAUUCUGGUUAUAAGUUCGUGUAUUUGCCUAUGCAGUUCGUUACCACCAAGCUUUAUGAGUUCUGCAGGGAUAAGGUCUAUUCCUGGGGCUUUGUUAUUUUUCAUGGUGGAGAUUACAUCUUUUAUUUCAUUUAAUGUUGGUUGGUUGACCAGUGGGUCCGGUCCUCCUUAUGGCAGGGCGUAAUCCUCAUUGGUUCCUCCACCUGAGCCAUUCAGUAAGCCUUCAAAGUGUUGUGCCCAUCUCUCUAUUAUUCUACUGCUCUCUGUGAUCAAUUCUCCAUCCGUGCUUUCACACAUGUGGGAUCUUGCUUGAAAGACAUUCUUUUCCUGCUUUAUCUUCAGGUACAUUCCCUUCACAUCUCUUUCUUUAGCUAACUCUUCUAUCUCUACUAUUUUUGAAUUUUCUCAAACACGCUUUUUCUUUCUGCAAAUUUUGCUGGCCACCCUUCUUGUUUCAUUAAAUAGUUGCCGUGUUCUUUGUGUCUCCCUUUGCAGCAUCAUUAGCCGAGCUUUGUUUCUUUGUUGUAACAUUUCUUUGCAUACUGCGUCAUGCCAUCCUGUUCUUUUCGCAAUCGGUUUAAAUCCAAUCGUCUCCUCUGUUACACUUUUGACUAUGUGCUUCAUCUUUUCCAAUUGCUGGUUUAUAUCAACGUUGCUGGCUGAUUCUCUUUUGGAUAAUUCUAGUAGGGUUUCAAUCUUCUGUUGAUAUUCCUCAGUAAUUUUUGGGUGCCUAUUCAGUUUCUGACUAUUGUACUGUUUUUCUCUUUUAUUUUUUUUAUUGUGGAUGUUGCAAAUUCUUUGCUUAUAUUUGAUUCUAACAAGCAUGUGGUCUGAGUCUAUGUCCGCCCCUCUACAACUUUUCACACAUCUGAUAUGUCCGAGCCAUGUCUCCGGUCAAUGAGUACGUGGUCUAUUUGAUUACGGGUAAAUCCAUCUGGAGAUAUCCAUGUUGCUUUAUGUAUUUGUUUAUGUUGGAUUACUGUGCUACUGAUUGUCAUUCCUUUUCCAGAAGCAAAGUCUAUAAGACGUAUUCCAUUGUCAUUGCUCUCAUCAUGCAUACUUUUCUUUCCGAUUGUUGGUCUGUAGACUAGUUCUUUCCCAAUUUUUGCAUUGAAAUCGCCAAGGACUAUUUUGAUAUCAUGGCGUGGAGCCUCAUCAAAAACUCUUUCCAGUGUUUCGUAGAAAGUUUCCUUCAUGCUUUCAUCUGUAUCUUCCGUUGGAGCAUGUGCGCAGAUUAACGUUAUGUUAAACAUUUUUCCUCUAAUCCUUAUGGAGCAUAAUCUUUCCCUCACUGGUUUAAACCCAAUGACUGCAUUUACUGUCUCUCUUUUGACUGCAAACCCUGUUCCUAAGAUAUUUGUGUUGUUUCCACUGUAGAAUAUUUUAUAUUCCUUUGUAUUUAGGAUAUCUGAGUCUUUCCAUCUAAUCUCCUGUAGUGCCGCAAUCAUGAUUCUAUAUCUAAGUAAUUCAUAACUGAGGCGGGCCAAGGCACCUGCUCUGUAUAAACUGAGUACAUUCCAAGUUGCUAUCCAUAUGUCAUGUUUAUGGUCAGGCAUGGGUCGAAAUCCAUGAAUAUCAGUCCGUUUUUCUGAUUGUGGUUUUACUUUCGUAACAUUAGCUUUUUAACACAACAGGGUCGUUAGCCCUGCGCACAACCGUCUGUACAAAGAUGACGACAUGAUAACAGAUGUUAUUAAAAAAAAUUGAAUACCUUCAACAUAUUGAAUUAAAAAACUAUUAUUUAUUGGAGUCACAUUUUUGACACCAAAAUCAACUUGUGUAUUGAAAUAGUUGUAUGCACAUAACAUUUAUAUUUUCAUGAUUUUUUUAAAACUGAUAUAAUGGGAGAUAAUGUAAUAUAACAAAAAAAUCAACUUAUUUAGUUUGGUGAGAAGUGGAGGUGGAAAAAGAAGCACUCUUUUCUAAUAUUAUUAAACAUAAAAAAAUCUGAUUACUUUUGGGUGGUUACUGUUCUUUCUUACUGUUACUUAAUACUGUUCUUGUCUGGCAGGUGGAGCAGUGGCUUUUGGCAGAGAACAACUUUGAGAAUUGCAGGGACAAUGUUGAAACAAUUGUUCCCUGGCUUCGCUUCUGCAAAAUGACCCCCACCGAGCUGUUGACCAUCGAGUCUUCGCCCCUCAUGUCGCAGUUUUCAGAUGUCCUGAAAGAAAAACUGGGAGCUGGUAAAAAGACUUUUAUAAACCAAGUUUAUGGCACUGGUUUGAAUGAUAGAUGAACUGCUUCAGAGAUAUUUUUAGUUGAAUUUGUUUGCAUACAGUUUUUAAACCUGAAUUAACCAAAAACUAGAUCACACAUUUUUAACUGAUGUGCUUCGAACAUGACCUGGUGUGUCAGAGAAGGUUCACUGGUGUGCUGCAAAAUUAACACAAUCCAUCUUAUCCUAUCUAAUAAUUUGCUUGGUUGCUGCUACGCACUCAAAGGGAUAAUAUUUUUCAUAAUACCUGUUGGCAUUUAAGAUUUCAGUGUUUCAUGAAAAAAAAGAAAGUAGGAAAACCAAUUCACCAUAUUACUACUUCUACUGAAAUGUUUUCUUUUUUUCCCCUAACUGCUUUUGUCUCAUCUUUCAGCCUACAGAUUUCACUCUCUGGCCAGUAAUGGAAUCUUCCUACCCACUGAGCAGGUCCCUUACAGAAACUACACAUCGCCAAUGUAUGGAAUGAGAUUCCCAUUUGAGUUGAAGAAUUAUACCAACAUUCCCAAGAUAGAGAGCAGGGUUUGCCUCUCCUGUCAAGUUCCUUAUCUGCCUUGUCUGGAACCUGAAGCCAGGAAGGUAGGAUCAAAAUAAAAUAAAAAUAAAUGUUGUAGAGCAGAUGGGCCCCUUCUUAAUGUGAUGGGCUUUCACUUUUUAUUACCAACAAAGUCUAGCAAAGAUGUGGGUCUGGAUUAGCUUUUUAACUGGGUCAGUUAAGCAAUCUUGGGGGAAAAUUUAUUUGUUUAAUUCAUCAAAAAUUGACAUCAUAUAUUAGUUCAUAUCACUUCAUCAAAGUUUCUCAUAAAUUUUCCUUGACUAACAUUUCUCACUUUGCCACCACAGGUUUCUCAUAACGCUCAAUUUCAAGUCCACUUCUACCCGAAAGGUCAUUUUUCAACCAUUUCACUGUACGGCAAUUUCAUGGGACGGCAGAAUGACAACGUCACCCUAAAAAUCACUCGACAAAACAUGCCACAUGCCUUUGGUGGCGCAGCCAGUGAACAGAAACCCUAUCCCCCAAUGCUAGUGGAGGCCACACUGCAACUCUUCAGCAAGAAGAAAGAGCUACGUUUCGUUGGGCUCACCUUGACCCAGACCCACGUCUUUGCUAGCAAAAAUGUGGAUCUUGUGGUGGAAAAUGUCCUAGACCUUUCUCGACUGAAGAGUGAGGAUUCACCAUUCAUAGUGGAGGGGUCAUUGACAGGGGCAGUGUUCAUCAAGGUCCAGCAAGUCGGGGAUCAUCUCCUUGAGGAGGCGUUUACGAGAGACACAGGAGAGGAUGUCCGAGUGCAUUAAUGAAAAGUGACCAAGGCCUAUGGCAGGGGGAGUUAAUGCACGAUUUUAACUUUGCUUAGUAACUUGUAAAUGGCCAUUCAAAGUUAUUCUCUUUUAAAAAUAAGUUACAAGAAGCAACUUUAGUUAUUAGAAGAAAAAGGAUUACUCAUUGUAGAACAGAGCAUCCCAUCAGAUAUUGUACACAAUUUUAACAGCCUUACAGUUAGGUAAACUCCCAAAAAUAAAUGAGUGAUUGAAAUAUUUAAAGUCAAGUAAAUUCUGAGGGUUUCAGAUGUGUCCACAUCUUUUUUUUUUUAAAUUGUUUCUGGUGCAUCAGUUUGGUUAUCUGGUCUUAUACUGUUAAACCAACUGCAAUAGAACUGUUUACAUUUUUUGGUGAUUGCUUUUCAUUAUUUCAAUAAAUGUUGAAAGGCUCUGCUUAUACUUACAGCUUAGCUCAGUGUUUUUAUUUUCAGCCCUAGGCUAAAUGUUAAAUGCAAUAUUUGGUCUAUAUAUUUACACAUAGAGAUGUAGAAGAUUGAAAGAUUUACCUUAAAGCUUUGUUUUCUUUUUUUGUUGUACCUUGUGAUACUAGAGAAAAGUCAGUUGCAGGUGAAAGAGGAUAUUGUUAUAAUUUUUAAGAGAAAUUUUUAGAGUUUGCAGAUGGUGGGAGGUUGUGAUGUUCUUAUAAUAAUUCCUUGUGGACGCAAGCUUGCAUAAGCCCUAUGAUAAAAUAAUUAAAUCAUCUCAUUAGAUAUUUUCUUAUCAUUGAAAUCACCCUGAUAAAAAUUAAAAAUGUUGAAUAAUGGAAAGUUGGUAAAUUAUCCACAAUGGUAAAUGAUAAUUGUUAAGGUGUCAGAAUGUAUCCUUGCUUAUGGAUGACUAAAAAUGUUAUCAGUUGUUUGUAUGACUAAACCUGACAUCAGUUAACUGUGCCAAUAAAACCUUGGAUCCAUUUUCUGUAUGACUAAACCUUGUAUCUGUUGUCUCCAUGACUAAACCUUGUAUAUGUUAUCUGAAUUAAAAUUACGGUAGAUCAGUUGCCUGUACCACGUAACUUUGUAUGAGAAUUUCACCUGUGAUCUAAAUUAAUAUCUCUUGAUUAUAUUUCCUUGCCACAUGGGGUUGUGUUGGAUGUUUCGUUAAACUUUUUAAAACCUAAAUUAAUUUAGGUUCAAAUCUCUAGCCCUGCCUGUACUGAGAUUAUCCCUUGGCUUGCUGUAAAGUGCAAUGAAACUUUUAGGUUCAAUUAUUCCUAAUCUGUGCAAUAUUUAAUUUCUUUUACUUUUCUGUAAAAAAAAAAAAAAAAAAUGCAAUUUACAUUUACCAUGUUAUCAAUCAUGUAACAUUUUUAUUUGUUCUGAUUUUAAAAAGAUUUUUUUCCCCCCGCUUUCUGAUCUCUAACUGCUGUCAAAAGUUUUCCCCCAAUUAUUGACAAAGUUUGUGUACAUAUCUAUAUGUAUAUAUAUAUAUAUCAAAGUGGUUUUUAAACAUUGUUAAAAAAGAAUACCAAAAAACAAUGUCUCUAAAAGAAAAUAUUAUUUUGUUAGAAAUAUUAUAUCAAUAAAAUUCCCUUCAGUGUAUAUUUUACUGUUGAACAAUCGAAUAUCAUGAGUUGUUUGGUUGAAUGUUACAGGAUUAAUCUUUUAAUUUUAAUACACAACAUGUGCAGGAUAUAGUUAUUCAUCCUAAUAGUGUUGAAUUACAAAAAGAUCUUUUUUUUAUUUCAAGAGUUCCAGCAUUUAUUCUUGUCUCCAGCUUAAUCAGUUUUGUAUAAUAAAUGUUAUCAUAUGCUGCAGACUGCCUUCCACUAUUCCAUGCACUUCUCUCGCCCCUGGGAAUAAUUAAAUUGUCCAAGUAUCUAGUAUCUGUUCCUUAUGUACAUGUCAGGGCAGUUUUAAGUCUUCCCCCCCCCCCCCUUUGUACAUAUGUUGAAACAUAUGUUUCAGUUAUGACUGCCUUUCUCUGCAAUCUCACUUUCAGAUAAGCAUGAAGUGCUUUUAUAAUGAAAUAGAGUAGCCUCCCUUGCUAGAGUUAUUUUAAGAACUACUGCUUUAUUGGUGCCUAUAUGUUACCACUGCACUCAUCAACUGGAUAUUUUUUAUUUAUAUCUCAUGUAAAGUAUAUUCAAUAUAAAUAGUCUACAAAUGUAACCGGAUGUAAACAUGUAUUAUUUAUUUAUUUUGUUUGUGUAUAAUUAUUGGCAUAUGAGUUUUGGUUAUAGCGCAUUCACUUUCCAUUGUGAAAAUAGACAAUAAAAAAAAAUCAGAUGAUUACUAAGAGAUAUUAGAUAUGAUUAGCAUAUUAUCCACAAUCAAAUAUGGUCUGUCAUAAGAAUUUGUAAAAAAAACAAACUCUCUGGCUAGAAAAUGACAUGACCUUGACAAAAAAUGUUACACCAUUAUUUCUGAUUUUAGCGUUUUUUAUUGUAUUUUAUGGACCAGACACAUUUUUAGUUCAUUGUAUUUUUUUAAAUUAUUUUUUAUUUUAAGAUGAGUUGUAGGAACAGAGAAAUAAUUUGUACUAUUUGUUGUCUGUACAAAUUCUAAAAAUAAAUUAUGAAAAAUAAUAGAAACAACUUGAUAAAAAUAUAUAUUUUUUUUUUAAAUUGUUCAUUGUGCCAGCUUUUAUUGUUAAUAAAUUC
Messenger RNA from Lymnaea stagnalis (great pond snail), 14105 nucleotides. The record is from the annotation of a GenBank genome assembly. NCBI's taxonomy places the organism in Eukaryota, Metazoa, Mollusca, Gastropoda, Lymnaeidae.